GGGUGGACUGCUGGUGGCCGGUGUCGCCGCGUCCAGCUCGGUGCCACGCCCCGGCCGGUGCUGCGGGAGCCCCAGCCAUGCUGUUCUGGCAUACGCAGCCCGAACACUACAACCAGCACAACUCUGGCAGCUACCUGCGUGAUGUGCUGGCUCUGCCCAUCUUCAAGCAGGAGGAGCCACAGCUAUCUCCUGAGAAUGGGGCCCGCCUGCCACCCCUGCAGUACGUGCUGUGUGCUGCCACCUCCCCAGCUGUGAAGCUACAUGAAGAGACCUUGACAUACCUCAAUCAAGGUCAGUCAUAUGAAAUCCGACUGCUGGAGAAUCGGAAGCUAGGGGACUUCCAAGAUCUGAAUACGAAAUAUGUGAAGAGUAUCAUCCGUGUAGUUUUUCAUGACCGCCGGCUACAGUACACAGAGCACCAGCAGUUGGAGGGCUGGCGGUGGAGCAGGCCUGGGGACCGUAUCCUGGACAUUGAUGUUCCACUGUCUGUUGGUAUCUUGGACCCCAGGGCCAGCCCAACCCAACUGAAUGCUGUGGAGUUUUUGUGGGAUCCAGCAAAGAGAGCAUCUGCAUUCAUUCAGGUGCACUGUAUUAGUACAGAAUUCACCCCCAGGAAGCAUGGGGGUGAGAAAGGAGUGCCUUUUCGGGUGCAGAUUGACACGUUUAAGCAGAACGAGAAUGGGGAAUACACGGAGCAUCUCCACUCUGCCAGCUGCCAGAUCAAGGUGUUCAAGCCAAAGGGAGCUGACCGGAAACAGAAAACCGACCGGGAAAAGAUGGAAAAAAGAACAGCUCAGGAGAAGGAGAAGUACCAGCCAUCCUAUGAAACCACCAUCCUCACUGAGUGCUCUCCGUGGCCUGAUGUAGCCUACCAGGUGAACAGUGCUCCAUCCCCAAGCUAUAAUGGCUCUCCCAACAGCUUUGGCCUCGGUGAAGGCAACAGCUCACCUACGCACCCCGUGGAGCCCUUGCCCCUGGGCAGUGAUCACCUGCUCCCCUCAGCCUCUAUCCAGGAUGCCCAGCAGUGGCUGCACCGCAACCGCUUCUCACAGUUCUGCCGGCUCUUCGCCAGCUUCUCGGGUGCUGACCUGCUGAAAAUGUCUAGAGAUGAUUUGGUCCAGGUUUGUGGCCCUGCAGAUGGGAUUCGACUCUUCAAUGCCAUCAAAGGCAGGAAUGUGAGGCCAAAGAUGACCAUCUAUGUCUGUCAGGAGAUGGAGCAGAAUCGACUACCCUUGCCACAGGAGCAGGAUGGCAGCGGGGACAAUAGCCUGUUUGUGUACCAUGCCAUUUUCCUGGAAGAGCUGACCACCCUGGAACUGAUCGAGAAGAUCGCCAGCCUGUACAACAUCCCCCCUCAGCACAUCCACCGGGUUUACCGGCAGGGCCCCACUGGCAUCCAUGUGGUGGUGAGCAAUGAGAUGGUUCAGAAUUUCCAAGAUGAGUCUUGCUUUACGCUCAGCACGUUGAAAGCAGAGAGCAAUGACGGCUACCACAUCAUCCUGAAGUGUGGACUCUGAGCAGCCGCGACCUGCACCUGUCCCCACCCCAUGGACCCCUGGCUGUAGAAGUCACAUCAAUGUCAGCUGCUGUUUCACCUAAGGAGCUCAGACUAGGAGGGGCUCUGCCCAGACCAGGAAAGCUAACGACAGCCGUGGACACCAAGUCUGCCAUGCAGAAAGCCAGUGGCUGCCUUCUCCCUUCUCUUGGCUUUCAGCUUUCUAAAAGUCCCUCAUUCUGUUUCCCAGGCAGACAGUGGGGACAUACAUCUCUCACACUGUAGAUGGCAGCUCCUCAGUUGGUGCCUCCCCUGUUCCGCACCUCCCCCAGGCAGACAGUGGGGACAUACAUCUCUCACACUGUAGAUGGCGGCUCCUCAGUUGGUGCCUCCCCUGUUCUGCACCUCCUUCUUGGGCCACUGGCUUCAUGGCUAGCUCUGCCAACCAGGGACACCUUGCACAGCUCCCCUACCCUAAUGCCGACGUCCCUUCCAGGUGACCCUGGUGGCGACCUCUCUCCUGUUCUUGGAUGAAUUACUAGGACUGGGGCUAUUUAUUUCGUGCCUUCCAACUCUUUCUCGGUUGCCUUGUUUCUAAAGAUUUGCUCCAGUCAAACCUAGCAGCCUCUGCACGUUUCUGCCUUGACAUGGUAGAUUCCACAGUGUACCUGUGUGACCUCUCGUGGGCACUGUGUUCAGUUCAUUUUCUGUACUAUAAUAAGAUACCCUGACAAAGGCAACUAAAUGCAACCAGGGCUUGAGUGUUAAAGUCAUAAAUUCCAUACACGAAGGAUGCAGAGGGGAGAGAGAAUUGUAUGUGAACAAGAAGUAGUACAAUGUUACAAGCCGUCAGUGCCCACCCGCAGUGUCACACGUCCUCAGACAACACCCCCAGCUGGGACCACGUGUUCAAAUACACGAGCCUGUGGGAUACAUUUCUCAUUCACACCACACCUUUUGCCCCAUGUGACCUCUCCCAGAUGCUAAUUAGGGCGGCAACUGCUUAGGAGGAGAUAGCACAGAACUUGCUCACCAGCAAAGCGGGAUGAGAACAAAAUGAUUCCUCUUGGGCUACUACAGUGUAGAAUACCGAAGAGGUGUGGAUUGCAUUGGAUCCAGUGACCUUGACCAUCAGUUUAGAA
Microtus ochrogaster (prairie vole) is the source of this 2637-nucleotide messenger RNA. It is a transcript of the gene Tfcp2l1, whose product is annotated as transcription factor CP2 like 1. NCBI's taxonomy places the organism in Eukaryota, Metazoa, Chordata, Mammalia, Rodentia, Cricetidae. Gene Ontology annotation, molecular function: RNA polymerase II cis-regulatory region sequence-specific DNA binding; DNA-binding transcription activator activity, RNA polymerase II-specific. The record is from RefSeq and is a predicted model, not a curated record. Gene Ontology annotation, biological process: regulation of transcription by RNA polymerase II. Gene Ontology annotation, cellular component: nucleus.